This is a messenger RNA of Xyrichtys novacula (pearly razorfish), 20533 nucleotides long. Lineage: Eukaryota; Metazoa; Chordata; Actinopteri; Labriformes; Labridae. The record is from the annotation of a GenBank genome assembly.
CCUCUCUCCCCCUCUCUCUCUCCCUCUCUCUCUCUCUGUGUUUGUGUCUCAGUCUUCUCUCAGUCUUGUGUCAGAGCGGUUGUCCGCUGUGCUGCUGAGCCGCGGGGAUCGAACCUGCUGCAGACUCCGGUACUCGGUAAGUGAUCUCUCUGACUCACAGCGCUGAUUCACCGGAUCUGAACCCGGGGGGGCUCCGCUCAGACCUCCGUCAUGUCUCUGUGUGAGUCUGCAGCUGGAGCAGCGCAGAGCGGAGGAUUCAGCAUCCACAAAAGAUCCGCUUUAACCCGCACGGAACCUGUUACCAGCUGAUCAGGAGCACCAAUCAGCUGAUCAAUAAAGAAGUUCGAUCAGCUGAGAGGGGGGGAGCCGGUCAGAACCAGCCCGAACCAGAUUCUUCAAAGAGCAGAAACACUGAACAAACAGCGAGCUCCAUCCUUCAGACUGAGCACUGUUACAUAUCUGUCUGCAGGGAGGUGCACCGUUACAGAUCUCAUCGAUGAUUACCUCGAUGACUACACUCAUUUAUCAAUCCAUCGAUCUGUUUUUAACAACUUUUAGCAACUUUCCUUCAUUUUUUGCGCUUUAAAUAAAGUUUGCGCCUUGCAGAUUGUGCGCUUUUUUGCAUAGCCUAUCAACCUGCAGCGCAACUGUUACGGAAUUCACCGAUGAUCUACUCGAUUGAAGAUAAAAUUCAUCCAUCGUUGAAUCAACCUGUUAAACUCUCUCUAAGUAACCGUUCUGCUUUUGUUGCUUCCUGGAUUGUGUAGCUGUGUGACUGCAGACUGAGCAGCGUUACGUAUCAAUCUGCAGUUCAACUGUUACAGAUCUCACCGAUGAGUAAAUCGAUUAAUGCAUCUAUUCAUCACUUUGAGUUUUGUAUCAAAAUGAUGUUUUUUUCACAUCAGUUUAAUUCCUCUUGCAGUUGAAGAGCACUUUUUUCAUUUGCAGACUGACAUUUUGUGUCUAUUUGCAUGAGGAUUAAAUGUUACAAAAUUCAUUGAUUGACAAUCAGAUGAAUAAAAAAAGAAAAUCUAAUGUAUCAGUCUGUUUACUAGCGUUUUUAAACACAAUCUGUUUCCAGUUUUGCUCUUAGAAAAUGUGAUUUCCCUCCUGCAGACUGAUAUGUAACCUCACCGGUCUGCAGCACAGACUGUUACAGAACUCACCGAUGAUUAAAUCAGAACAUAUGAGCCCAUUCUCAUAUCUGUGUUCCUGCUUCUGCACAAAGAAAACUUUGGUCUCUCUGCAGCAGACACACACAGGCAGAGCUGCAGCAGUGACACAUUAGCACAAGUUUCCCUUACACAAUCUGGAUUUACAUAAUAUGCAAAUUAACUGCAACUUUGCCAAAAUAAUUAUAAGAAUCUAACUGUCUGAUAACACCGAGCAAUCAUGAUUGUUUCAGUCUGCAGGCGCCGCACUGAUGAUUUAUUCCAUCACACCUUCAGUCAUUCAUUAAUUAUUCAUGCGUCUGAUCAUUUCUGUGUUAUUGUUUCAUCAGUGCUUUUUAAAUAGGAGUUUUAACCUUACAUAAAAAUUAAAAUAACUCUGCUGUUUGUAACAAAUGCAUCCUUAAACUCUCCUGAUGAUCGUUAUAAUUGAAGAAUUUCGUUUCCGUAAAAGUAAAGUUGAUAUUGCACCUCACCGGUUGUCUCCAGUUUGUUCCGGUCUGCAGUGUGUGUAUGUUGUGUAAUAUGUUGAUGAGGGCGAAAUAAGUUCUCUUUGAAGCUGUAAGCUGUUAAUGAGAACUCAGGCGAUGCACUUUCUAAUUUAUUGUCCUAUAAGCAGGAAGAAAAUACUGAUCCUCAUCAGAAACUUUAUUACCUAGAGCUUAUUUAAGUCGAAGAGUGGAAGAUUCGCUGAUUUAUUGUCCACCACAGUGAAGUAAAUGUUCCUUAAAAUGAAGAAUAUUCAUGUUAAAUGUUAUCCUCUCUGUGUUUCAGAGCCCUGUGCAGAUCCAGUCGGGACUUCUGGUCGGAAAACAGAAGUCAGCAAGUGAGUAAAGCUUUAAUCAGAGGUUGAUUUUUUUUCAUUUGCAUGUCUUUAAACCAGUUAAUGACCUUUGGUAAUCUGGAUUGAGGUUAAAAGAGCACAUGCAGUAAACUAACACAAUACCUCUCUCUUGUUAAUCUAUCAUUGAACGUUUAUCUGAAGAGCUGUCUGACCUCUCUAUAAAACUCUUUAUCACAAACUCCUGAUACGAAAACUUCUCAACAGACUUUGAUUAUCGUGAGAUAAAACGAGGAUGAAAGUGACCAAAGUGGGUCAAACGUCAUUCGUCCAUUUUUCUUUGUGGGUUCAGCUGUUAUUGGACCAUCGACUGAAAAUUAAAGAUAUUUGUCUGUAUUAAAGUUCAAGUUUAUUAAAGAUUAAGCUGAUCAUGACAGUCUGUGCUGGUCUGUGAUGGUUACUGCUCUUUACAACGGAUUAUGCUAGUUAUAAAAGUCUGUGCUAGGGUCAUAUAGUCUAUUUUGGGUUACAGUAGUCUGUGCUGUUUCACAGCAGUCUGUGCUAGUUAAUGACAGUCUGUUCUGGUUUUGGUCAGUCUGUGCUGGUUUGAUUGUUAUGACCCUGGACUUUUUUAUAGUCUGUGUUGGUUUAAGCUUGUUCUUGAUAGUUUGUAGUAGACUUUAUGUCCCUGCUGACUGAUGAAAGUCUUUGAAGUUUAUGAAGUUUCAGCUGGUUUAUGACAGUCUGUACUGGUUUAUGACAGUCUGUACUGGUUUAUGGUAGUCCUUGUUGGUUUAUGAAAGUCUGUGCUGAUUUAUGACAGUCCUUGCUGGUUAAAUAUAGUCUGUACUAGUUUAUGGUAGUCCUUGCUGGUUGAUGACAGUCUUUGCAGGUUUAUGGGAGUCCUUGCUGGUUGAUGGCAGUCUAUAAUGCUUUAUGGUAGUCCAUGCUGGUAUAUGGCAGUCUUUGCUGUUUAUUGACAGUCUUUGCUGGUUUAUGACAGUCAUUGCUGGUUGAUGACAGUCUUUGUUGGUUUAUGGUAGUCUUUGCUGGUUUAUGGGAGUCCUUGCUGGUUUAUGACAGUCUGUACUGGUUUUAUGACAGUCUGUACUGGUUUAUGGUAGUCUGUACUGGUUUAUGGUAGUCUGUGCUGGUUAAUGACAGUCUUUGCUGGUUUAUGGUAGUCUGUACUGGUUUAUGGUGGUCUGUACUGGUUUAUAACUUUGACUUGUAUUAACACAGCAGCUCAGCAGUUCUGCUGAAGCUGUUUCUCUCCCUUCUUUUUCGUCUCAGUAAUUAAAAGUAAUGGUCCCUGAAUUUCUCUCCCCCUGUUAUAUCCUAAUGUGAGAUCUUAUCUAGUCUAUCAAGUUCUUUAUUGCUCAUUUUAUCACACUGUAGUCUGGGUUAGGUUAGUUACAAAAAGGCCUCCAAAUGUCUUGAACUUCACUCUGAGAGUCCCGUCUCUCGCUGCCCUGUGUGUGAACCCUCCUGCAGCCCGUGGUUUGUGUUAAUGGUUUUCGGCUCAGUGUGAGUCCUCUGCAGGUUUAAUGUGCAUCAGCAGUCCCUGUCAUGCCGGAUCUGAAUCUGCGAUAUCGUCUUGUUAUGUGUGCAGAUAUCUGAGUGAAUGAAGAGGGAAGAUGAGGAGAGUCUGCGUUUCACUGCACUGUCAUUCAUGAGUUCAGAAGCAGUGGUAUAAUGGGCCGGUGAUGGAUCUGAGGAGGAGGUCCUAUUUAAAACGAAACGCUCAGAGCAGAUGAUUGAAAAACUGAACUAGUUCAUUUGGAUCUGUGUGAACUGAACUUGUAACGUGAAAGUUUGCAGCAGGAAAGCCUGGGCUCAUCUUAGAUUAGGUUUCUGGGUGUGUCAUUGGCUUGAAUUGAGCUAAAAAACACAGAGGAGCGACCUGAUGUCUUUUUCAUUGGUGUAUUUUUAUGAUCGGGUGAAGGACUUAAGGGAACCAGUUCACCCAGUAAGUCCAGACGCGGUUCCCCCUCCUUAAAAUACCAUUAUGAUCACGGCAUUAAGACUGUAAGUGUUUGCUGUAAAUGUUGAAAUUAAACAGUCUUGUCCUUGGCUUGUAGAGGACGGUGAGUUUGUCUCCUCAGCUUGAGUUCAUCCUGCUGAAAUAAAAACAAACAGCACAGGGUUUUAAAAUAGAAAAUCUCCAGAUGGGUGUUAUUAAUCACCAAGUGUAAUUUCUAAAUAUAAAGAAUGAUCAUCCUGCAUGCUAUGAAAGAUGAUAACCCAACAGACUGAACCGCACCUCCUGUCUUGUGCUGCAUAUUCUACUUCCACAUCUUUUCCUGUAAAUAUAUCCCCACAUAUUUAGAUUUCAGCUGGUUAUCACUCCUUAAACAACACAUAUCUGAUUGUUUCCCAUCGACUCUGUGAGAUAGAGCUUUCUAUAUUUAGUCUUUGGCACCGGGGACGACUGUUUGCUCCAAAAAUGAGAAAAAACACUGAAUGCUCCAGUCAGAUCUCCGAGAUACACCCUUCUCUGUGUCUCUUUUAGACUGUUUCUAUGUCGAUCAAAUGCCUGCAGACCGAGUUCUUGCUCUGUGGACUCUGCCAGCUCCAGAGUUCGAUUACACAAACUAGAGCCGCGGUUACACAACAGUCUUUCUGUCAAUGUACUUUUAGGUCGCUGCAGGACAGGACGAUGAUUUAACCGUCCCAUACUGGAUCAGAGACCAGCCACGCUUUAUUUACACAUCAGGAUGUUUCAUGUCAGGGAGCGGGAGAGAUGAGACGUUAAAACACAGCAGGCCGCAGAGAGAGAGUGUCACCGAGACGCUCCUGCAUGUGUCAGCGCAGGAUUUAAUUAAAGGAAACUAAAGAAGCUGCAGGAAAGAAAGUGACAGUUCACCGUGUGAUCAUCUGUGGAGUAAAUCCGUCACUUCUGCGGCUCUUUAAAGGAUUUCAUUCAUGCAUCCACCUUCCAACGAGAGGCCAGUUUUAGGUCAUUAUUGUGCCUCAUGCAGAUCUGAGUGUAAACUGGGACACACACACACACACACACACACGCUCAGCUUUGUCUCCAUCUUUCUUUGAGUUCUGUGCGUUCCCAUGGUGACGGAUGGAGGUGUAAGCUGCAUGUUAAACUGGUUCUGAGCUCGGUUCUCCACAGAAUUACAAUGAGAGUGACGACGUGAACUUUGACCUCGGGGCAGGAAGUGAGACGGCGACCGUGAAGCUGAAAAUUGAAAUGAGACCUUCAUCAUCAUCGUGUGUUUCCUGAUGUUUUGAUCUUCAGGAUCCAGAGUUCGGCUCAAACGCAGAACUUGAAUCCUAUUGGUUGUUGCAUUGAUUGACGUCUCAUUAAGUCAAUUAGCAUGUAAGAGCUAACGAGAUAUUGCCGAUCAGAUCAAAUUUAAUCAUAUUUUAAAUGUUUUUAGUAGAAGCAGCCUCUCCUGCAGCGUCCUGAUGGUUUCACCUGCUUAUGAAAGCGUUUCUCUCUCAUGUUUGAUUCACUUUGAUGAAAGUCGGUGAAUCUCCUCCAUCAGAGACAACUUCUGCUGAGUCUCGAUCAUCUAGACUCACCGACCCCCUUCAGCUGACCUGCAUCUCUUCAUUACCACCCCCCUCCCCCCACCCUUCACCGAGGACCCCCCACCCCCCACUCUACCACCCUCACACCCCUCCUGGCCAUAUGAAGAUGCAGUCUUGUGUAACUCUCACUCUCUAAACCAGUUUCAUCCAGUUAGAGCUGUUGCCAAGAAACCGCCUGCAUGCUUGUGUGUGUGUGCAUGCAUGCAUGUGUGCGGCUGUGUGAGUGUGUGUGAGUGUGAGUGUGAGUGUGUGUGGAGGUUCAGGGUUUCCUCGUCUGUGUGAAAGCAGAUAGCUGGAAUUUUCCUGUUCCUGCUGCCUGUGUUACAUAAGAGCGGCGAGCAGACAGACAGCUCAUUUAUUCUUUUAUAAAACCUGUCAACAAAAACACACACUGAUGGAAAUCACAAUAAGGGUCUGAGCGUGUGCAGACACGAGAGCCGAUCAUGCACGGAUCAGUAUAUGCAUGCUUUCAUUUAUAUGUAAAUGUGAAAAUCAGACUUGUAUUUUCUGAAUGGUGUCACCGCCUGGUUUAGUUUACCUCUCUGCUCUGCAGCACAUGUGGAGCGUCAGCGCUGAGGAGACAAUAGCCCACUCUGGGACUGACUGACAGUGUGUAGUAGUGUUUGAGUGUCAUCAGUGUUGAAGACAGCAAACUCUCUAAGGACCUACGAACCCGUGAUGCUGCAGGAUCUGAUGCAAACGAGUUUUUUUCAUUCAUAGAUAUACAUGAGAAGAAGGUUGAUGUUUUCACUUCUAAGAUUGCAGAAAGAGGCCAAAGUAAGAGUCGUAAACCUGCGGUCUCUCUACUGUCCAGCAGGGGGCGACUCCACAGUUUAUUUAGUCUCACUGCAGUGAUUUUCCAAAUAAAUUUACAAUCUCAGUUUGUAGUUUUCAGUCUUCUUUAAUGCAGAAUGAUGCUACUUUUUUCUGGAUUAAGGUUCCUAUUUUUAGUCAAAUAGAAAACAAAACCAGGGGAGAAGUGGGCGGGGCUACCUGUGAUUGACAUGUGGGUAAUGUAACGUCAUUAUGCUGUUGUCUCGGCAUAUUAAUGCUGUGAUCCAGUUACCUCGGAAGUCAGAUGUCGGAGCUGGGAAUGACGGCGUUUACGGCGUUCCAGUUAACAAGUCGGAAAACCAAGAUGGCUGCCUACUGUCAGCCGCUGUCAGCUGUUGUUAACAAUUGUCAGUUGUUGUUAGCUAUACCACUUGUAAACAACGCAUAUCACAGUAUUUUACUCUACAAACACCAUAGCACCGUGUUCACAGUUAGACGCUGGGCAGUAAAACAUAAACCACUUAUUUAAUUUCACAAAAACAAAACAGAAAUGCUAAUAGAUAAAACAUUAAAACAUUAGGAGAGCUUUCACUGUUACUCUUUACUGUUGAUGCACUGCGCUGCCAUCUUGGAUUAUGACAUUGUCGUCAAAUCGGGGUUUGUGAGGAUCGUCCAAUUUUACGAGUCGGAAAUCCGACUUCAGGGGGGCGUUCCAGAUGAAUUUCUGACUCAGAGCUCGGAAAUUCCGACUUCCAAGUACAACUGGAAUGCAGCGUUAAAUACAAUACAGAUACAGACACAAAUGCACAAAUGCACAUCAUUGCAAAGGUGCGAGUGUAAAAGUCUGUAAAUUUGCACACAGAAACCUAUUAGUCAAUGCAUGCACCAUUACACAUAGCUGCAUUUGUAAUCCUGCAGAGGGACAGUAAGUACAGAUCAAACUAAGGCUUCACCUUCAUUAAUCUAAAGGGGAAGUCUGUUUUUAACGAACCAAAAAAUAAUAAAACAGUUGAUACUGACAGAGUGAGGAGGAAACCUGCCGUCCUCCUCAGCUCCUCUCUUUUGUCCAUAUUGACUCACUUCUUGGUCAAACAAGUAAACAAAUAAAGACUGUGGUCUAAUUUACUCAUGCACAGUUACUGCUGAAGUAAGUCCGAGUCACAGACGUGUUAUUGACACGAGAAAACAGCAUCUAAAGCCCGUGUUGAGUGAUAGAAGCAGUUAGAGAUAAAGACGAAGAAGCAAACAGAGAAACUUGUCCAUCUCUCUCCCUCUCUUUCUUUCUCGCUCUGCCUUGUUAACCCCAGACGACCCUGAUCAACCUGCUUUUUCUCUCUUUCUUCACAGGUGAGACCCUGAGGGCAGCUGCUGCCUCUCUCUCUCUUCUUCUUCUUCUCCUCCUCCUUCUCCUCUGUGACUCUUCAUCAUGGCGUCCUGUCUAAUCAGCCGGCACUUCGCCCUCUCUCUGCACAGAAACGUGAGGCUCAGCGCUCCAGGUAAAUACACAAACACAGUAAACCAUCAUUUAGGAGCAGACUGUAGUGAAUUCACAUCUUUAAAUAAACUAUAAAACAAGUUAAAAUAAUUAGUAUGAGUGAACUCCAGGCUGCUGUCAAACACCUCAUUUGGUUUGAGUUGAAAUCUUGCUUUCUCAGAAUCCAUCAGCGUUAUAUAAUUAAUUAUUAUAUAAUCUUACAUAAGGACUAUAGAUGUUUGUGUGACCUGCGGCAGGAGUUGGUUAUCGAGUCUCAAAGGUCCUCUCUCCUGUCAAUCAUCGACAGACCCGGUCACCUUUACUACCUCGCUCUUACCUGCUCAGGUUUAUGAUCCUCUCAGUGUUCCCCGCUCAGAUAUCCGAGAGUUUGAGGAGGAGGAGAUUUACGGACCGGAGCAGAUCCAGAGUACAAAAGUGAUUUGUCAAGGCUACAGUUUGGCUCAGUGGUAAAUUGUAUGCCUCAUGUACCGAGGCCGAAGUCUGCAGAGCGGUGCUUCAACUCAAACUCCCACCCCCUUCGGUCUCUGCCUCAUUUCACUCCCCUUGUUUCUCACUCUGUCUUCCCUGUAAAGGCACGAAAAAGUCUCAUUUUAAAAGGAAACUCUGCAGAAUAAGACAAACUGACUUUAUUGGACUCACAUACCAAAAAAACUACUCAGGUUCUCUGCGUUUUGAGGAAAAUUCAAAGGACAAAUUCGCUCGUAGUCCUCCUUUGUUGCUAAGUGGUCACUCUGCUCGUCUCCCCAAAGCUUUCCUCGUCUGUGACGCUCGCUGAAGCUUUUUAAUCUUGAGACGAGCGCGGAGUAAGUGAACAGGUAGAUGCUGCUGUCUAUGUGGAUCAAAAUGAAAACUGUCAGAGAGCCGAGGAGGCGAGAGUGGAGUCAAACGAUGGUAUCUGUGCCGCUCGUCAGUGCCAGUUUAGAGGGAGGGAGGUGGCGAGGCUGCUCCUGAUUCAUGAGUUCAUGAUAAAAACAUUUUAUUUCUCUAAUCUGUCAGCCUUUGACCUCUGCUGUAUUUUAUUACACUUCAUUUGAGUCGAUCAAUGAAUGAACUCUUUGUUUGACACAGUUUUUGACUUCCUUGAGGAUAAAUCAAGUCGUAUCUAAUCUAAUUCUUCACGUUGAUAUUUAGUGACAGGUUUUAAUGAGCUCAGAUAAUAAAAACACAGUUCAAGGCUGCAGCAUUAAUCUGGAUUAUAUCACCAUCAUUAUAUAUCAGAGUUCAAGGGCAAAAUGCAGAUGCUGCAACUUUAACAAUUAAACAUUAUUAUUAAAACUGUGUCACACUCAUCUGAUACAGAGAUUUAUGUACGGUGGCCCAAAGGAGUCAACUGCAGGAACUUAACAUGAUCGGUAAAGGACUUUUUAUCAAGUGCAAAAACACAAAAAAAACAGGGAAACCCACAAAAACACUUUAUACUAAUGCAAGAAUAAUUUCAUGAAAUCCAAAACUAUUUUUUAUAUAAAAAGAUUCUACCUGAGAAAAUUUAUUGAAUAACAAAAACUUAAACAAGAAAAGGAAAAUAUUUGGUAAAAUAGAUUUUUUUUAUAAAUCUUUUGUGGCAUACAUUUUUUUAAUAAUACAAUAAAUAAUUAAAUUUAAAGUAAGUAAACAUAAUAAUUAUAGUUAUAAUAAAUAAAAGUGAUAAACAUAAUAAUACAUUAUUUUUAUUUUCAUUAAAAAUUGUCUUGUUUCGUUUUUUUUCCUUUUUUUAUUUUCAUAUUAUUUGAAUUUCUUAGUUCAAAUAAUGAAUAUGUUCAGAAAAAACAAAAUAAAAUAAAUGAAUUAAAUUUGAGUACUUAAAAUAGCUUUUUGUGAAGUGUUUAUUUUAUUUUUAUUUAAAAUCAAAAAUUUAGAAACAGGGUUCACCUCAGCAUCUCCUCCCUCAAACCGCUUUUAGGUAUCAAAAUUUAAGACAGGAAUCAUCAGUCGAAUGGUCUUUUUUUCUUUUGUGUAUCAUCAAAAAGCAAUAAUACAAAAUUCAGUCUGUUUCAUAAAUGUCAGAAACCUCCUCAUGGGAGCUUUAAUGAAGUAUUUUAGCAGCAGACCUUCAGGGCCACCGUAUUUACCUCUUUUUUAGGUCUCUGAUAACAAUCAUCCGAACUAAUCAUGAAUUAUGUCUCAGUUUUAAUAUCUGUCAAAAUAGUCCUUUAAUAUUGAAACACUGCACUUUAACUUGCACUAUAAACACACGACAGUAAAGGACGUUUUUAACCAUGAGAGCGGGUUGUUUUUCUCCCAGGAAGGAAACGCUUAGAGCUGCACAGACAGUCAGGAGACAUUUUAGUUGUUUUUUAACCAGAAAGAAGUUUAACUUAAAAAGGAAAUCAUUAACUUUAUUCACAGCUGUCAAAAACCUUUGUCAGCCUGCAGGUACGUCAGCAAAGCAGCACCAAAGACUCAGCAGGACUAUGACUAUAACGGACCCUCCAUGAAAACCACCGUACCUGGACCCAGAUCACAGGUAACACACAUGCACACAUACGGCGAACAUGAAGACCCCUGAAAAAGUAGGAGAGACCUCUAUGAGUCCAACAUUUCAGGAUAAACUGCACUCAAGGUUGUUUCUUUAUUAGAGGUAAAAACAGAUUCAGAUUCAGAGUUCUCAGAGUCAUGAUUGUUGGCGGAGGUUCAUCAGGUCUGAAUUUGGCUCAGAGAUAAAUCACAGUCCAAACUCUGUGUGCCGCUCAGUUCCUCCCUCACCAGCUGGAGCCUCAGUUCAAAGUGUUUUUAAUCACACUGCCACCUGCUGGUGAACCAGAUUAUCACGCAUCACAUUUUAUAACACCUGAACGUCAAACCUCAAGGGGCCCGAAGUACGCAGACAAAGGUUUGAUUCACAUGCACAUCCUUAAGUCUUCUACAUAUUCCUCCAUUAUGAAACUUAUAAAACAUGUCACCAAAUAUUUUCAUCACAAACUCAAUUCUUCCACAGAGCGGGAGUUUAAUGUGGGUUUCAUAGAGUCUUACUUAUUUAUAUUUACAGAAGAGCAGCAAGCUAAUGAUUAAAUUCUCUAUUUAACUGAAUAAAACACAAAGUUUUGCAGUUUUCUUCUUGUGCAAUGAUUUUAUUUCUCUUUGCAGGAGCUGACCAAACAGCUGGGAGAGAUCCAGGUGAGCUGUGUGACAGGAGUCAUGAUAAAAUAUGAGAUUUUUUCUGAAUGUUGGAGCAAAAUCUGUGAAAGUUGAAGGUUAAAAAUUAAUGUUUGUGCAUCAUAAAAAUAUAUUGAAUUAAAGAUUUUAUAUAAAGUGACCCGAGAGAAUAAAAACACAGUUAGAGUCGCUGUUAAAUCGUUUUAUUAAAGUUACUCUCUGGAGCUGAAACUGCGUCUUAAUGGUACAGAUUGUAACUCUCUUUGUGUGUGUGUGUGUGUGUGUGUGUGUGCAUCUGUCAUUGCAUGCAUGCAUGUGUGUAACCAGAUGGAUAUCUAAUUGUGUUAAAGCAGUGAACCAGUAUAAUAAAGCCUUGAGCAGUAAUUGUUGCACACACACACAUCUUAGUACACAACCACAUAGACACUCUUGUUACACAAACUCACACCGGACUGUCUUGGUUCACCGAGUCGUACAGAUUCACAGAUUCAUGUUUCGGUGAUUUUCUGACAAUGAUAAAUACGAGAUUUUUCCCUCAUCUUCGUCUGUUUUUAUCACUUUCCUGCAAAAAGACAAAAUGGGAAAAGUUGAGUUGAGACAGUUUUCAGGAUUUAAAGCUCCGGAGCUCAUUUUACCUCGUUAUAUUUAUGUGAGUCUGUUAAAAUCAGCGACUCUGAACGUGUCUGUCCUCAGAACGUGGGAGCGAUAAACUUCUUCUGUAACUACGAGGAGAGUCGGGGGAACUUCCUGGUGGACGUGGACGGAAACCGCAUGCUUGACGUCUACACGCAGAUCUCCUCCAUCCCCAUCGGUCAGUCUCUCAUCUCAAUCUCUCUUCUUAUUUUUGUUAAUUUAAAAUGAGUCUCUUUGUUUUUAACUCUUUUACUGUGUGAUGUCUGACUCUCUGUUUUCUCUCCUCCUCCAUCUGUCAGGUUAUAAUCACCCCGCUCUGCUCAAACUGAUGUCCAACCCCAACAACCUGGUAAGUCACCUGACUUCCUUCAUGAAUCACACGGGGUAGAAGUUUCAGGCUGAAUCUGAAGCUCUUCUUCUGGAUAGUUUGACCGUAAAAUGACCGAACUGCCUUUCCUGUUUUAACUGUUUUAGUUACUUUAAGUCUUAAUGAGCAGUUUUCAUUCAAAACCCUAACACACACACUUACACACACACACACACACACACACACACUUACAAACACUCACAGUCGCAGAGCCGUGCAGCUCCUGUAGAGCGAGUGAAUAAUCCUCUUUAACUCACACUGAGGCUGAGAGCGGGGAAUAUAAUCUCAGACUGUUACAGCCAGUCGGAGCUCCAUAAUCUGAGAUUACUGCUCGGAUUUUUAUUCAUUAUCCCGCACAUGAGUUAGUUACCGCCGCACAACAAAACGCCGUGCUGCCGAGGCUCAGGUGACGCACAGAGCACAUGCUAAUAACCUGUUUCAUUUACAUAUUCAACCCUCAGACGUCGUCAGGAGAUGAUUCAUAUUUGAAAUUUGACAACACAAGUUUAUAAAAAUGUGUGUUUUAGUGUGUUUUUUCAAAGGAGUUAUAACAGGAGUGUGUGUUUGUGCACGUGUGUGUGUGUUUCAGAGUACUCUGGUGAACCGACCCGCUCUGGGAAUCCUGCCGCCGGAGAACUUUCCAGACAAAAUCACCGAGAGUCUGCUCUCGGUCAGUAACACAGAAACACGGUCAGUAAAUCUGCAGUUAUUGUCGUUCUUCGGUCUCUUUAAUGUUUGUUUCUUAUCAUCAGGUGGCGCCCAGCGGGAUGUCCCGCGUUCAGACGAUGGCGUGCGGCUCCUGCUCCAAUGAGAACGCCUACAAAGCCAUGUUCAUCUGGUACAGGGUGAGCUCCUCAAACUGAACCUGGAGUCUGUUUUCAUUCUGACUCAGGGUCAAAUCUAAUCUGUGUUUUCGUGUUUCUACCAGAAUAAAGAGCGAGGCAACGCCGCUCCAGUCGAUGACGACCUCACCAGCUGCAUGAUCAACAAGGUGAGAGAGAGAAAUCCUUUUUUUAACGACGCUGAAGUGGACUCAGAUCUUUACUGCACUAAAAUAAAUCCUCUUCGUGUUUCUCAGAGUCCUGGAUGUCCUGAUCUCAGUAUUUUGUCUUUUAUGGGCGGUUUCCACGGACGAACUCUGGGUCUGUACACAAGUCUUAGUUAUUCUCAAGGUUUCGAGCUCAUUCUUGGAUCUAUUUCUGAUCAAAUCACUUUAGUUUUUCUGAUAUAAUCAUGAUAAUAAUUAAUUUCUGAUGUAAUCAUUUUUAAAAGAAAUCCUAAAAUCGUCUUUCUAACACGUCCUAAAUCUGCUCUGUGUGAACAAUCCUUCAAAUUAAAGGUCAGGCUUUUAUUCCAGACUUCAUGACUAACACGUCGUGUGUUUAUUGUUUUCAGGUUGCUUAGCAACAACACACUCAAAAGCCAUCCACAAACUGGACAUCCCCUCGUUUGAUUGGCCGAUCGCUCCGUUCCCCCGCCUGCAGUAUCCUCUGGAGGAGUUCACCCGGGAGAACGCUCAGGAGGAGGCGCGCUGUCUUGAGGAGGUGAGUGUGUUAGUCUGAGUGAAUGAAUGAAUGUUUGUGUGUGUGUGCAUCAUUUAAGAGAUGUGAUGUUGGAUUUUAGCUCCAGUUAUCUUUGAGUAAUCUUGAUUUAACUCCCAGGUUUGGAUGACCAUAAAAAAUAAUGAACUAAAACUUUUAAAAUUUACACUCUGAAGCUGUUUUUUGUCGAUUUGUCGUCCCGUUUAUGUAAAAGUUGUGUUUGUGAAUGAAAAAACUCACCUGUCUUUACUUCAACUCUCAAAAAUAUCACAGAUUUGAACCUCUGCCAUGAAAAUGUGGUAAACUGAAACCGCCCACCAUCAUGACUCUUAUAAAACUUAAUAUCUCUCAUUAUUUCCAGUCGUAAAACUUUCAUAUCUGCUGAUUAAAGCUCACGGCUUCCUCAAGUUUGAAACCUGAUCAUAAAAAGCGACAUGGUGAAGUUUAAAUUAAUCUGAUGACUGGAGAAAAAUCUGUCAGAGAGAAGAGCUUAGAUUGAAGAAACUGAGGAUGAGUGUAGCAGGAGGUAAACUGACUCUGGAGGUUUAUCGUUUCAAGGUUGAGGACCUGAUCGUGAAGUGGAGGCAGAAGGGCAGACCGGUCGCCGGGAUCGUCAUCGAGCCGAUCCAGGCUGAGGGUGGAGAUAACCACGCCUCCCCUGACUUCUUCAGGAACCUCCGCAACAUCGCACGCAAGGUAACGCCGAGGAAGAACUGCUGAACUGAGCAGGAAAAGAGACAUUUGAAACUCAUCCGAUUAAAGCUUUUCAGUCUAAAAUCAAACCUGCACCAUGUGGAGAUCGUUCCUCUUAUUUACAGAUCACUUCCUGCGCUGUUAUUGUGGUUCGGCCUUUUGUUACUUCGACAUAUUUCCUUCAGCAGCUCCAACCAUCUUUCCAUGUCUGCAGGACAUUCAUUAAAUAUUUACAGACACACGGCUCAUGUCCCUGGCAGCACGCCGACACAAACCAGUCUCAGCUCAGGGAGAGAGAAUCUGCCAAAUCCGUCUGUGAGCCACUAAUCACCGCUGAGUCAUCAAAUUAAUUAGCUAUACGUAAAAAAAUCAACAGCAAACAAAGUGGAGAGUUACAGUCAUUCUCAAACUUCCUUAUUUCCUGCUUCUUGGUCAAUUUACCUGAGUGUGUUAACCCUUUCCUCUCCAGCACGGCGCAGCGUUCCACGUGGACGAGGUUCAGACCGGAGGCGGGGCCACGGGAAAGUUCUGGGCUCACGAGCACUGGGGCAUGGACGACCCCGCAGACAUCGUCUCCUUCAGCAAGAAGCUGCUGACCGGAGGAUACUACCACAAAGACGAACUUCAGGCCGACAAGGUUUCAGAGUUAUUCCUUUAUGCAGACUAAAAUCAGUAAAAUCUCAAACUUGCAAGUUGAAUUUUUGUCCUGAAGUAGCUUAAGGGGGAGUUAAUAACUAUUUUGCAAGUGUCAGGACUUAUAAACAUGAAGUCUGUUUGUUAAAAAAUGUGUUGCAGCUCUAAACGAAGCAUCAACACUCUCGUCAGGCCGUCUCUUUCAGGUCACGGCGGAGUUGAUAACAGUUUUAAGUGUGCGGUUUUCCUUUUCCAGCCGUACCGUAUCUUUAACACGUGGAUGGGUGACCCGUCGAAGAACCUGCUCCUGGCUGAAGUCCUGAACGUGAUCCGCAGGGAGAACCUUCUGGAGGAGGUGACCCGCUCAGGAAAAUCCCUGAUGAACGGCCUCUAUGAGCUGCAGGUACAGUAACACUGAUGGACGAGCGUAUCGAUGAUCACUAAAUCAGCGCUCAGAGUUCACGUCUGACAGUAUUGAGUUUUGAUUCUGCUCUGUGUGUGGAUGUGACCUACAUGUGUGUGUGUGCGAACGUGUCCGCAGGCUCAGUACCCCGGCAUAUUGAGCCGAGCUCGAGGACAAGGAACCUUCUGUGCCAUCGAUAUCUGUGACGACGCCACACGUAACAGCCUCCUGCUCAAGGCCAGAGACAAAGGUAGGAACUAAUCUGUCGCCUCCUGUCAGGGAAGAUUCAUUCAUCUAUUGUGGUUUAGGAAGUCCUUAUCUAGCUCUGCUGCUGGCUUUUAUUGAACUGACUAUAGAGCGAGAUGAAACGAUAAGCUCUCCUUUUUUUCGCUCCUGCUCACGACAGCCGCAGAAAUAAAUGAUACUUCUAUCUGAACGUCUUUGAGGCUCAUCCGUUCAUGAUGAUUUUCAGCCUCAUAUCAAGUCAUCCCAGUCUAAUCCUGGAGGGAAUUUAACAGCAAGAGUAUUUUUCAAGGUUACUCAGACCUUUGUUUGCAUGUUUGUAGUUAUUAAAAAACAGUAUUUUGGUUUCUUUGGAUGUUACGGUCUACGGUCUUUGUGGUGCGACCAAACAAAGGUAAAGUUUAGUGAGGAUUUGACACCAUGAUUUAUGCAGAGCUGGUGCAACAGGGCCCAAAGGCUCCCCUGCUUACCCCUCCUGUGGUGCAUGAUGAGUAUAAAUCCUCCACUUGCACCAUCAAAAAUGAAUUUUGUGCACAAAAACAUCCUCUCUCUUCCUCAUCUUCCAAACUGUGCAUUUCUGCAGCCGUUCAUUUAAAGGUGGUGUAGUCAGGAUCUGAGGAAGUUCCUGUUUUUAGGAGAAAUCUUGAAUGUAAACUCUACCCCUCCCAAACAGUUUUACUUCUGUUACAGACACUUGUCUUACUUAAAGCGGUUUACCUGUCCAGCAGAAAGGUUACAGGGUCACCAAGAUCCCCAAGCGUCCCCCAUCGUUUUUGUUGACCCGGCUUUUUAGCUCUUGUCCGGUCUACCUCCGUUUUAAGCGCCCGUUAUUCCUCCAGAGUCUCCGGUAUUUACGUUGUUUUGUUGCUUGUGUUGACAGUCGUGGCCAAAGGAGGAUUCAGACAAUUUUCCAAACUUUCUGGUUGGUUUCUACUGUCCGAUAUUGUAGCACGCUAACUUUGUUUGGACUCGUGAACGUUAUUUGAGGACAUGGAGCGCGCCUCACAACACGAGGGAGCAGCGUCUGCCCCACAACCAAUCAGGUUGAAGGAGGUGGAGAACAGCUUUGUUUACAGUCAGAGAGAGCAGGCUGCUCAAAAAUGUUAAAAUGUUGACUACACAGACAGAACAGAACACAACGAUAUCGUUAUAUUACCAAAUGUCAUCAAUAACUAAUAGCUACUGAUUGAUAUUAAAAGCUUUGUUUUAUAAACACCACAAAAAAGAUGCUUCUUUAACAAAAUCCUGCCUAACCCACCUUUGAAACAAAAACGUGCAUCCCUCCAGUUUGUCCAAGUCAACAGAAACAUUUUUUUCUAUUUUAAUGAAUAUACACUCAUUUAAAAAUGCUUAUAAAGUUUAUUUUUCAAGUCUGUUCUGACUUUAAACCAGUAUCAGGAUCCAAGCUUCUCAGUAUGUACCUGCAGUUGGACUUCACAGUAAAGACGCCGUCAUUCUCGCCCAAAUCCAGCCUUGAAUUUCUCUCUCUGACAGGAAAGUAAACGAGGACCUGCAGCUCUCAAACUCUAAAGUCUAAUAUCUGGUUGUGUUGGACAGGUGUCCUCCUGGGAGGCUGCGGAGAUAAAUCCAUCCGUUUCCGUCCGGCGCUCAUCUUUAAGGAGUACCACGUCCACAUGUUCCUCAACAUCUUCAACGACGUCUUGGCCCAGCACAAAUAAACCCCAGAGGACCCUGAAGGACCCGGACUGACCCUGCAUGAGCCUGAGUGAAUCCAGAAUGAAGCGGGGGAGACUCCAGACCGAACAUGUCAUGAUGAGCACAAUCCACACAGUAAUUCACACACUUUCUCUCACUGCUGUUUACAGGUCAAGGACCAAUUCAUUUCAUAACAACACUGACCAAUUAUCAUCUCGUUAGCUCCGUACGAUCGUUAGGACGUCCUCAGAAUACAGGUCACAAAGGGUCCUUUUGUAGACUACGAUAAUGAAGUCCACUGAUGAAGAGGUCCGGCUGCACAUGUGGGUCUGUUCCUUUAACAGGUAGCACAAUAUUAUUAUUAUUAUAUUAAUGUAAAUAAGAUCUCCUAAUUAACCUCGCUAACUAUUCAGAGCAAAGUCUGAUAUUCAGCCUCAAUAAGCGCACAUAAACUGACGUCAUCGAGACCUUAGACUUACCCCGGACUCAGGGGGCCUAUCAGAGUCUACUGUGACGGUCCAAGAGAGUCCUCUGAAGUCUGCCAGAGUCUGUCGGAGUCUUUUACUCACUCCGUCCCUCUGCUUUACCAACACGCACACCUGUCGAUCCAGCUCCUUUGAGAUUUCCAGCCCUCAGAUCUUGUCCUCGUGAUCAUUAGGAGCGAAAAUUGUGAUUAAAACUGGAAUUGGAUAAAUCCCCCAGACUCUGAGCGACCGUGAGCGUCUGUGUUGGACUGUGACAGGGUUACACAGACUGCAGUGACUCUGGGACUCUGACAGACUGACUGUGGUGGUCUGUGAUGAUGGUGGGUCACUAAAUAAAAUGCCAGCCUGCAUGUCAUUAAACGCCAUCCGUUUAAAAACGUCCUUGUUAUGCUUCUGACUGUUAUGUUGCUCUUUAUGGGAAUGACUUUUUACCAGCUUGAAAUGUUUUAGCCCAGAAAAAUGUGAAUCGAUAACGGACCACAAAAAUGUCAUAGAUUAUUUAGUGCCUGCAUGUUACUUAAAUGUGCUUAAUUUUUUUUAUUUCCUUUGUUUUUAUUUUUAUACUGCCUCCGAUAAGAGCGAGCACUGGUUAGAAAAAGUCUGAACACAUUCACUUUACUCUUGAACAAGAGCUUCAUAUCAGAUUCCCUGAUUCUUAAACCCAAAUGUGUAAAUAAUGCUUUUAUUUUUAUGCCUCACUUUAAUAUAAAUAGUUGAAAUUGAACAGCGUUUUUUUUCUUUCUGCAUCAAAUGCAGUUUGAACAAAUAACAAAAGCAGAAGCAGAACUGCUUUAUGUGUUUGUCUGAAUCCAAAAAUGCCACAAAUUUAAAAAAAAAACAUGUUUAAAUCACAUUUAAAUUAUCUCAGAAACAUGAAACGCACACUGUAGUCAUAACACAACUAUAAUGAACCUGUGCUUAUAGCAGCUAACUGCUACAGCCCUCUUUUUCCUUCUAACUUUACAGUAUUUAGACUUUAGUUUAUCCAGCUGCAGCACAUUUGUGCAGUUUUAAGGUUUUUCUGAUAGUAAUAAUAUCAGAAAUGCCUCCAAUCCAGCCUGAGAUCAUGUAACAGUGAGUAUGUCGAACUGUUACCGACAGUUAUUGUAAUUUUUUAGUAUAAUCUUUGAAAAACAACAGCUUACACGUCAAUAUUGUACAGUCAGGUUGACGUAAAGCAAACCUGAGAUCCUGUAAAAUGUCACGUCGUCAGGAUAAGAAACAGCAACAGUUUUGUGCUAGCCGUGCGUGUAAAAUCAGUCAAAGCUAGCUAAAUGUCUGCUUUAAGUGUUUACUCAUAAUACAUGAUGAUGCUCUGUAAUUUUUGUAAGAUUUCAAAUAAUCAAAACACAGUCGAAGAAAAUUGUAAAAGCAGAUAAAGUGGUUCUCUGGUGCUGUCUCGCAGACACGUGAUGUCAGAAUAAGGUGACCAGACGACAAUCCCAGUAUUGGAUGACCUAAAACUAUUGCCCAAAGCGUUAUUUUUUUUUCGUAGGUCCCGCCUCCUUCGCCUCUGAUUGGCUAGAAAAGCUGGAAACAUCAUCACACACUCAAGCCGAGUGCGGGCUGUUGGCUCUGAACAAUAUCGCAAUUCUGAAUCUCCUAACCCUAAUGCUGCGUUCGAGUUACCUCGGAAGUCAGAUGUCGAAGCUGAAAAUGACUUAGCACCUGAGUUCCCAGCGUUCCAGUUACAAAGUUGGAAAAAAGCAAAAUCGGAGGCCUGAAACAAGAUGGCUACAUCUACCAAAGUGGCUACUUUCCGCCUCCAAUUUUGCUUUUUUCCAACUUAGUAACUUAAACGCUGGGAACUCAGGUGUGACGUCAUAUUCAGCUCCAACAUCUGACUUCUAAGGUAACUUGAACGCAGCAUAACCUUAACCCGACAGAUGAUGAAGUUUCACAGCCAUAAGGAAUGACCAAUCGGAGCCUAGCACUUCUAGCCAAUCAGAGGUGAAGGAGGCGGGAUCUUCCCCGUCCCACCAUCCCACAAAUAAAAAUUAUCGCACCCCGGAAACAUCCUCGAUUUAAGCGUUUCAUGAAUUAGAACAAAAAUGUUGCGCGUAGACUAGAACAACAGUUAUUACGGGGGUUAUUAUGGGGGGCGAGCGCUGCUACAAAGUUGUACAGAGAUGUUGUCUGUUAUCACUCAGCCUCCCCACACCCUCCGCUCUGGAUGUCCCCAGAUUUAAGCUCAGAAAUCUGGUCACCUUAUGUCAGAAGAGGCUGCGAGCUGAGCUGCUAGGCUGAAUAAUGAUGGAAAUCAUAUCACAUACAGGGUGAAUAAUUGUAAUAAUAUGAAGAUAUAUGGAUAACAGAGUUUGCUCAGGCAGUUUAGGUCAUGUUUAUUAUGAUCUCCACACACACACACGCACACCCCUACCAUGAUGCCAGCUUCGAUAGCACCCUGUAGCUAACCGGCUGAUCUUUGAGCACAGGUCCAUCAAACAGGGUCUCCCACAAACACCUUAGCCUGAGUCUGUUCAGCACAUCUUUUAUAAAUCAUGUUGAAUUUGUCUGUAAAAGUGCUGAAUCUGGCGCUCUGUGACUGGUUGGACCUUCAUCACGUCUGUGAAUGUUCAUGGAGCUUUUAGACAAGUGUUAGGAAUGUGUAGCAGCUCACUUAACUACAACCUAAUAUAUAAAUAUUUACUGUAUAUGAAGACAUUUACAUCUUUUUACAUCCAUGUCGCAGAGAUAAUGUUCAGUACGCUCAUGUAAAGUAUCUGUUUCUUGUAUUGAUUAUUCUAUAAUACAUGUUAAUAAUAAUAAAAGAUUUAUUUAGGUAGCAAUAUGAGGGAUGGAGGUGAUGACAACAGUGCCUGUCUGUUUGUUGUCAGUCAGUCAGUCAGUAUUACCUGCUGUAGACUCUUCAUUAUCACCUCUAUUCACGUUACUAUUGCACUUGUGAUCUGACAAAUAAAUGAUUAUUGUUGUAAUUAUUUUAGAUGGCUCUAACUGUUGUAAAACCUUCUGUCCAUGUUCUGUGAUCAAUAAAGAAAUUAAGUUUUGACUAACUUA